AUGGGAUACUUUUGUGUGUUUAGCAAGAAGGGCCUGCUUGUACAUGAAGAAGGAAACAGACCUGAUAACUUGAACCAGAUGAUAAUUUCGCUGGACAUUUCAAAACUUGGUGGAUUGAGAAAAGUCAAAGACCAACUGAUGGAGUAUGAGAUAAAAGGACCAACAGUGUAUCUGAGUGUUUCUAAGGAAGCUAGUCUUGAAGAAAAGAUCAAAGCAUAUCUUGGAAUUAAUAAUGAGAAGCCAAGCGCACUGAAUCUUAAAUAUCAAAAGAAGAUUGAUAGAGAAGGAAAGUGUGAGGAUGUAGAGAAAGAAGAUGAACUUAACUAUUCCGAAACAUCGAGUGUUGUGGGAUCCUUUGUUGACAGUUUUAAGAAGACAGCAAUCAGGAAGGCUUUUGGAUUAUUCAAGAACCAAAUAAAGGUGGAUGAGUUGAAAGAUAAGAUGAGAACGCAUUUAAUAGGAAAGAAUGUGAGCUACCAAAUUACAAAUACAUUAGUUGAAAGUGUAAUGCUUGAGCUGAACGAGGAUGGUUUAGAGUAUGUUUCUGAAGAAACAUUCAAGAAUAAACUUGCAGAGGUUUUAGGCAAGUUGAUUCCAUCUGUAGAUCAUGACAGGAUGCUAAGUGGAAUAAAAAGUCACAAGGGUGUGUUUUCUAUAUGCUUUGUUGGAGUGAAUGGAGUUGGGAAAAGCACAUCGCUUGCGAAGAUAUGUUAUUGGCUAUUGCAGAAUGGAUUAAAGGUUUAUAUUGCAGCCUGUGAUACAUUCAGAGCAGGUGCAAUUGAACAGUUAAAAACACAUGUGGAGAGAUUUAGAAUGGGAGGACAUUCAGUAGGAUUUUAUGAAAAAGGGUAUGGUAAGGAUGAUGCGUCUGUUGCAAGAUGUGCGGUACAAGAAGCUCAGCAUGAAGGUUAUGAUGUUAUACUGAUUGAUACAGCUGGCAGAAUGCAUAACAAGAAGAAUCUAAUGGCUUCAUUGACAAAGCUUAUGAGAAUUAACAAACCCAACCAUGUUAUUUAUGUAGGUGAGGCAUUGGUUGGAUCUGAUAGUCUUGAUCAUGUGAAGGAGUUCAACAGAGCUGUUCAUGAUGCAGACGAGUCCAUGGAAAUCAACAGUAUCCUGCUUACCAAGGUUGAUACGGUGGAUGAUAAGAUUGGGCAGAUACUGGAUAUGACCUUUACUUCGAAUGCACCUGUUUUAUUUUUAGGAAUGGGGCAAUCGAAUGCAGAUUUGGCAAAGAUAAGUUCUGAUGAUAUUGUGAAUAGUCUUAUGUCAUAA
Molecule: messenger RNA, 1275 nt
Organism: Ordospora colligata OC4
Lineage: Eukaryota; Fungi; Microsporidia; Ordosporidae
Product: signal recognition particle GTPase
Exons: 1
Coding region: 1-1275 (424 amino acids)
Biological process (GO): SRP-dependent cotranslational protein targeting to membrane
Cellular component (GO): endoplasmic reticulum membrane
Molecular function (GO): signal recognition particle binding; GTP binding; GTPase activity
Source: RefSeq, a predicted model, not a curated record